This is a messenger RNA of Belonocnema kinseyi, 2319 nucleotides long. Its product is annotated as eEF1A lysine and N-terminal methyltransferase homolog. The transcript has 8 exons. Gene Ontology annotation, molecular function: S-adenosylmethionine-dependent methyltransferase activity. The record is from RefSeq and is a predicted model, not a curated record. Lineage: Eukaryota; Metazoa; Arthropoda; Insecta; Hymenoptera; Cynipidae. The coding region runs from base 49 to 2046 and encodes 665 amino acids.
GUUAGUCCGGUGAAUAGGUUAUGUUUGGUCACGUUUUUCAAAUCUAGAAUGAACCUCUUGCCAAAAUCUCACGAAGAAUUUAGCCAAGCUGAGUAUUGGAAUACAUUUUUCAAGAAGAGGGGAAAAAAAGCUUUCGAAUGGUAUGGUGAAUAUCCUGAGCUUUGUUCUUAUUUAUUUAAGUAUAUUAAAUGCAAGGAUGAUGUUUUGGUUGUUGGAUGUGGAAAUUCCACACUCAGCAUGGAUCUUUAUGAUGCUGGUUACAGAAAUAUUACGAAUGUUGACAUAUCAGAAGUCGUCAUUAGACAAAUGCGAGAAAGCAAUAAAACCAAAAGACCUGAUCUUAAAUACGAGCUAAUGGAUGUUACCCAAAUGACUUUUCCCGAUGAAAAAUUCAGCGUCGUUUUAGAUAAAGGCACCCUGGAUGCUAUUAUGCCCGACACAAAAGAACCAACAUUAGUAACUGUUAACAAAUUUUUCAAGGAAAUUCAGAGGGUAUUACGCAAUGGUGGAAGAUUUAUUUGUAUAUCUCUUUUACAAGAACACAUUUUGAAAAAACUGGUGGCAGAUUUUCCACCAGCAGGUUUUAUGUUCCGAGUUGCAAGAUGUGUCGAGGCAGAAAUGAAAGCGAGAGAAGAAGAAGGCUGUUCGGUUCCAGUAUUCAUAAUUAUUGCUACAAAAUUUAGCAAACUCCCUCAACCGGUUUUAGAAGUAGCUUUGAACGGACCUCCUCAAAGGGUUGAAUCUGCUGAUGAAAUCGUAAGAGCAGUGACUUCCGCUCAAGAAUCUGCUCUUAUUUGUAAUACUCUUUACAAAGGAAGCGUCGCAGACGUUGGGGAAGUUUCUCUGGAUUUGUAUCGAGCAGGAGAAAAAACUCCUAGGUAUACUCUUCAUGUCGUGGAUCAACCCAGAAGUAAAGGCUGCAGAACGUACGCAGCUUUUAUUGUUCCACAAGGAAGGGAACUAGAUUGGCUCUUCAGUACCAAAGAAGGAAGACAACAGCUUCUGAAAACAACUCAGCGAGACAGACUCGCAGUCGUAACUCUUCGGAGAGACCACAUUUUUGAAAAUUUGGAAGCAGUGAAAGAAGAAAUAGGAGAAAGUAUCAGUAAUUUAGCUCCCUCGGGUCUCUCCGUCGCCGAAAUUCCCUUUUUAUCUCUUGGUACUGAUGUUGGAAAACGAAGUAUUUGCUGCGAAGGAACGAGCGAGAUGAGUGGUGCUUAUGUCGUCGAAGAAAUUGAGGACGCAGGACACAUUUACAGAAGGCUCAUCUUUUUAAAUAAUCAGUUUACUAUCCAGAGCGAAGCGAGGCUAAAACUUGCAAAAUCGAGGAGAGGAAAAAUGAAGAAGACGAUCGAUCCUGGUUUUUUAGCUUGUGAACACCAUAUUUAUAUGAGUGUGGGUGUAAGUUCGAUGACGAGUACCAAAAAGGAUGGAGAAGUUCUCGUUGUUGGUCUCGGGGGAGGGGGUCUUUGUACUUUUUUGACCCAUUGUUUUCCCAAGUUAAAGAUCACAGCCGUGGAGAUCGACAAGGAAAUGUUGAAAAUCGCGACCGAAUAUUUCGGUUUGGUACAAAAUGAAAAUCUGAAAGUAGAAAUAGCAGACGGGAUUAAAUUUCUAGAAGAUUCUGCAGAAGAAAAAAAGAAAUUCGAUGCGAUUUUAUUCGAUGUUGAUAAUAAAGACGUGUCUUUGGGCAUGAGCUGUCCGCCAAAGCAGUUUGUCGAGGAUUCAAUUUUAAAAAUGGUAGCAAAAUGCCUCUCAACUGACGGCCUCUUUAUUUUAAAUCUCGUCAUCAGGAAUCAGGCCUUGAGACAAGGAGUGAUUGACGACCUGAAAAAAGUCUUCAAAUUUAUUUCCACCUGCUCUCUGCAGAAUGACGUUAAUGAAAUUGUUGUUGCUUCGAUGAAUUCUUAUGGAGUUAAAGAGUGGACUGGCAGGAUAGGAAAAGCUGGAGCCAAUUUGAAUGAUCAAGCUAACACACAAAAAUUGUCAUCCGAUGAUUUGAUCAAUGUUUCUUCACUUCUGGAAGCUUUGAAAGUCGAGACUUGAUUUAUUUUUGAGAGAUUCGAAAAAAAAAUCGACUAUUUAGUGUGAAUAUCAAUUUUCUGAGCACUGGAGUGCAAAUUGGGACUUUGUGUCUUGAAAUGUGAUGUGAGAGACGAAUAAAAUUUGGAAAAUAUAUUUAGGAUGGGAGGAAGAAAGGUAAUUAAUAUUCUGAAUGUUACCGGCAUUUUUAUAUUUUAAAAAUCAUAUUGCUUUUGGAAAAAAAGAACUAUUUUUAAGAAGAUGUAAAUCUUUGGUAAUAAAUCGUUUUUAUCUACA